This is a messenger RNA of Chaetura pelagica (chimney swift), 984 nucleotides long. It is a transcript of the gene MVK, whose product is annotated as mevalonate kinase. Gene Ontology annotation, biological process: cholesterol biosynthetic process; isoprenoid biosynthetic process. The record is from RefSeq and is a predicted model, not a curated record. The transcript is spliced from 9 exons. Gene Ontology annotation, cellular component: cytoplasm. Gene Ontology annotation, molecular function: ATP binding; mevalonate kinase activity. The coding region runs from base 1 to 984 and encodes 327 amino acids. NCBI's taxonomy places the organism in Eukaryota, Metazoa, Chordata, Aves, Apodiformes, Apodidae.
AUGCCCAUGCUCUUCACUGACUUUGAUGAAUCAAAGCCCCCCAGUGUGGAACAGCUGGACACACUGAGGGAGUUUGCUGGAAUUGCUGCUGGAGCCUCAGCUCCCGAGAGCCUGGCUACUCUUGCCUUUCUUUAUCUGUGCCUGGCUAUUUCAGCUAAGUAUGGAGAUGUGCCCAGCGUGGAGGUGCUGGUGUGGUCGGAGCUGCCCACGGGAGCGGGGCUGGGCUCCAGCGCCGCCUACGCCGUCUGCCUGGCCGCGGCGCUGCUGGCGGCCUGCGGGGCCAUCUCCUGCCCGCUGGAGGAGGGACAGCCCGCGGCCAGGUGGACAGAAGAAGAGCUGACUUUGAUUAACAGCUGGGCCUUCCAGGGGGAGCGGGUGAUCCAUGGCAAUCCCUCGGGUGUGGAUAAUGCUGUUGGGACCUGGGGUGGAGCCCUGAGAUAUCAAUCAGGAAAAAUCACACCAUUAAAGAGGGUGCCAACACUGAGGAUCUUGCUGACAAACACUAAGGUCCCUCGAAGCACCAAGGUCUUGGUCGCUGGUGUCAAAGAGAAGAUGCUGAAGUUCCCUGCUAUAAUGAACCCAGUGCUGGACUCCAUCGAUGCAAUUUCUCAGGAGUGCCAAAGUGUUCUGGAAGCAAUGCCUGCAAAUCCAUCACCAGAGUAUUACCCUGUGCUGGAGGAGCUCUUUGAUAUAAACCAGCACCACCUAAACGUGAUGGGUGUCGGCCAUCCCUCCCUGGACAGGCUGUGCCAGGUGACAAGGUCCCAUGGCCUGCACAGCAAGCUGACCGGGGCUGGCGGGGGCGGCUGCGGCAUCACCCUGCUGAGACCAGACACCUCCCCUCUGGCCGUGGAAGCAGCCAAGCAAGACUUAAGUGCCUGUGGAUUUGAGUGCUGGGAGACCAAUAUCGGGGGCCCUGGCGUGACCCUGCACUCCCCCUCCUCCCUGACGGCCCCAGUGCUGCGCGCGCUCUCACAGAGCUGA